AUGAAGCAACAAGAACAGCAGCAAAGCGCUGCGACGAAUGAUGCCGCAGACGACAAGACGACGGAAGAGGAACGAGCAGGAUGCAACGCCAACACCGAGUUUGAGGACCGCGGACCAGCAGUAUUAUACGGAUCCAUUGCUCCGCUUCCCUCUGUGGACGAGCUACAACGGUGUCACACGAGCACCGGCACACCUGGAUCAUUUGCCGUUGCUCCGAUACCCUUUGCCAUUAAUGACCCUCCUGUUUCCAUGGAGCCGCCAAUGACAGGCAACCUACAUGGAUCCAUUGCUCCGCUUCCCUCCGUGAACGAACUUGGACGGGGUCACACGAGAGCCAGCACGAGCACGAUCACGAGCACACCUGGAGCCUUUGCCGUUGCUCCGACUCCCUUUGUCAUUAAUGACCCUCCACCUCCUUCCAUGGAGCCAAUGGCGUCCACAGCCGACGACUCAAGACUGGUGGAAGCAGAGUUGGUGACUCCUCCCGUGGAAGCCAUACAAGUACUGUCGUCGGAUGAUUUGGAAAGCCAAAGAAAAAAGGACAUUCCAGAGCCAACUAUGGCCACAACAAGCGUUGGUUGCUUGUUUCGUUGCUUCUUUGUGCCUUGGUGGCUGCUCUGGUUGUUACACUUCUUCAUGGCAAUCAGCAUGAAUGAUGCUGGUGCUGCCAAUCUGUCACUGCCAGAGAUCAUUACACCGGCUCCAACCUAUGACUAUCCCUGCUUUUCAGAGUCUCUGGAGUUGAACUUUGCUCUGGUUGAAAACCCCCAACAAGAUCUCUUUGUCAUGUGCCCCAACUCCCAUAUCCAAAUUGGUAUCAUGAGAAUACCCAACGUCAACAACACCUAUCGAAAUGGCCAGGAACCGUUGUACAUUGUACGAUCCAAUGUCGAAGUCCGCUGUGGCCUCGAUGGUUCAUCCAGCAACAACUGCACUUUGGACGGAGGAACCAGUCAGCUUGUCAUAAUGUACUAUGGAGAAAAUCAGUAUGGGAUUACCCAACAAGACGUUCAGAAUGUGACCGUUCGUGGGAUCACCUUUACCGGGACCUUGGAUCAACAUUUUCAGUUCGGGUCCGCAUCGGUGCUCGUCGCCAACCAACAAGCCAAAGAUAUCCAACUCAUUGAUUGCCGGUGGCAACAUAUCUCCGUUCAGUUUUUUCUGGUAUACGUUGGAAUCAACCCCUACCUAUGGAGCCAGGGCACAAUGUCUUUACCAACUCAAGGGAAUCAGGUAUCCAUCGCCAACAGCACCUUUACCAACAUCACAUAUGGGAGUGCUCUGUUUGUGGCUAUGGACCAAGUCAUUUCCAUUGAAAGGAGCCACUUUUCCGGCUUGAAGGUUGUGGAGGACACACGAUACUGUGACUUGCAAGGUCCCGUGUUUUGCACCAACGUCAUGUAUUGUGCCCUAGAGAGCCAGUGCUCCAUGCAUGCUACGUGUCUGGAGGACGUGGAAUAUUUCGCCGAUGCUGGACUAUUGAUCGGUUCGCCACAGGCUGAGUGGGAUAUUUCUAGCAUCCAUCUUGCCAACAACGGAGACCUUGUGUUGGCCGAUCGCCAGCUCGAUGCCAAUCUAUUUGAGAAUUGUGACUCUGGAGUCGGCCAGUACAACGAUGACAUGUUCAGGACGAUGGAGUGUUUUGAUCCAGCACCUUUAUAUGAUACCAGUCCGGUAUGCCCGCUGCUUUAG
Messenger RNA from Seminavis robusta, 1692 nucleotides. NCBI's taxonomy places the organism in Eukaryota, Bacillariophyta, Bacillariophyceae, Naviculales, Naviculaceae. The record is from the annotation of a GenBank genome assembly.